This is a messenger RNA of Gossypium raimondii (Peruvian cotton), 1060 nucleotides long. RefSeq names its product membrane-anchored ubiquitin-fold protein 3. NCBI's taxonomy places the organism in Eukaryota, Viridiplantae, Streptophyta, Magnoliopsida, Malvales, Malvaceae. The coding region runs from base 516 to 875 and encodes 119 amino acids. The record is from RefSeq and is a predicted model, not a curated record. The transcript is spliced from 5 exons. Gene Ontology annotation, molecular function: protein binding.
AGAAGGGGGUAAUAGUAUAAGUUUGGGGAUUGGAUCCACCCUGCUAUCUUAUAUCGAUUUUCGACAUCUUAUCACAGAUUUUGGGGAAAUUAAUUAAAAUGAAUUUUAUUUUUUAAUUUACCAAAGAAAGGAACGGAAACUUCUACUUCUCACCCUUCUUUUUCUCGAUCAAACACCGACAGUGUGGCCAGAAAAAGUCUUUUGCUCGAUUCGAUUCUAUCUGUAUCUCGCCGAUCUUUCAUCAAUGGCUUCUUGCUCAGGUUGAGUUCUGCAUUUUUGUUAAAGGAACAUUGGUUGAGAGAUACUGACCGGGAACCUUGUCAGUUAUCAGAACAUAUGAAGUGCUCACUCUGUUUGAGACGUUGUCUUGAAGUUGUUUCACUUGCACUCUUACUAAACAAACUUCGCCGAGGAUUAAUUGAGGUGGGUGAAGGGAGACUGAAUUCUGAGACUAAAACUGUUUGUUUGCUAUCACAUUCGACCUGUGUGCUGGAAAAUAGAGAACAAAGACUACUAUGGCUGAGGGCAAGGAGCUUAUUGAGCUUAAGUUCCGCAUUUAUGAUGGAACAGAUAUAGCACAUAGUACUUACGCAUCCUCUAUGACUGUUGCAACCCUUAAACAAAAGAUUGUUGCUGAGUGGCCACAAGACAAAACCGUCAUACCAAAGUCAAUAAAUGAUUUGAAGCUCAUACAUGCUGGUAGAGUUCUGGAAAACAACAAAUCACUCGCUGAUUCCAGGAUAACCUUUGGUGACCUUCCUGUUGGUGUUAUCACCAUGCACGUGGUGGUGCAGCCCACUAUAGCAAAAAAUAAAACAGAAAAGAGCAAGGAGGAUAUGCAGAAGCUGAAUUCAUGCCGGUGUGUUAUCCUUUAAUUAAUCCAUAGACAUGUUUCCCACUAGUUUUUCAACUUAUCAUCUGUAUAGUGGCUGCUUUGUUACUGUGAUUACUCAGGUUACGGAGUUCUGUAACCAUCCUCUUAUCAGUAAAAUUAGGCUAUUCAGAAGUACAUUUUGUAAAAGCUACGAUUGUACAGAUGAAUCAAAUGCAUUUUCAGACA